This is a messenger RNA of Dama dama (fallow deer), 4999 nucleotides long. It is a transcript of the gene PHACTR1, whose product is annotated as phosphatase and actin regulator 1. Gene Ontology annotation, molecular function: actin binding. The record is from RefSeq and is a predicted model, not a curated record. Bases 16 to 1968 code for a protein of 650 amino acids. Gene Ontology annotation, biological process: stress fiber assembly; cell motility. Lineage: Eukaryota; Metazoa; Chordata; Mammalia; Artiodactyla; Cervidae. The transcript is spliced from 14 exons.
UCGGGAACAUCAAGCAUGGAUUAUCCCAAAAUGGAUUAUUUUCUGGAUGUGGAGUCUGCUCCCAGACUCUUGGAUGUUGAGUCGGCUCAGAGAUUCUUCUACAGCCAAGGAGCUCAAGCUCGCCGGGCGACCCUGCUCCUGCCUCCCACCUUAAUGGCGGCAUCUUCGGAGGACGAUAUAGACCGGCGGCCCAUCAGAAGAGUCCGCUCCAAGAGCGACACGCCGUACCUCGCCGAGGCCAGGAUCUCCUUUAACCUGGGGGCAGCUGAGGAAGUGGAGAGGCUGGCGGCCAUGCGUUCUGACUCCCUCGUCCCAGGCACCCACACCCCACCCAUCCGGAGGAGAAGUAAGUUUGCCAACCUAGGAAGGAUCUUCAAGCCUUGGAAAUGGAGGAAGAAGAAAAGUGAAAAGUUCAAACACACGUCUGCAGCCCUGGAAAGGAAAAUAUCCAUGAGGCAAAGCAGAGAGGAGCUGAUAAAACGAGGAGUCUUGAAGGAAAUCUAUGAUAAAGACGGGGAGCUCUCCAUAUCGAAUGAAGAUGACUCCCUGGAAAACGGGCAGUCCCUGAGCUCCAGCCAGCUGUCUCUGCCCGCCCUGUCUGAAAUGGAGCCAGUCCCGAUGCCCAGGGAUCCCUGCUCAUACGAGGUGCUCCAACCUGCCGACAUCAUGGAUGGGACAGUGUCCGAAGAGAGUCCCUCUGCCAGUGAGUCUGCAGCCCUCCUGUCCCAAGAUCCUUCAGCCAAACCAGUCCUGUUCCUGCCCCCCAAAAAACCUGCUGCUUCCCCCGGAGACCACGAGGACACCCCCGUGAAGCAGCUCUCUCUCCUCAAGCAGCCCCCCGCCCUGCCUCCCAAACCCACUGCCAGGAUUGGCAACCACUUACCAGAUCCUGGCGCCCCCGUGAAAUUGCCUUGCCUGCCAGUGAAGCUGUCGCCUCCGCUACCUCCAAAGAAAGUCAUGAUCUGCAUGCCUGUGGGGGGGCCAGAGCUCUCCCUGGCGUCCUACGCUGCCCAGAAGAGUGGCCCGCAGGGGGGCGCCCAGCACCUCCACACCGUCCUGCCCUCCCAGAUCCAGCACCAGCUGCAGUACGGCAGCCUGGGCCAGCACCUCCCCUCCGCCACCGGCUCCCUCCCCCUGCACCCCUCGGGCUGCAGGAUGAUCGAGGAGCUGAACAAAACGCUGGCCAUGACCAUGCAGAGGCUGGAAAGCUCAGAGCAGCGGGUCCCCUGUUCUACUUCUUACCACAGCUCCGGUUUACACUCGGGAGACAGUGUCACAAAAGCAGGACCUCUGGGCCUUCCGGAAAUCAGACAAGUGCCAACGGUUGUGAUUGAAUGUGAUGACAAUAAAGAAAAUGUGCCUCAUGAAUCAGACUACGAAGACUCUUCUUGCCUGUACACAAGAGAAGAGGAGGAGGAGGAGGAAGAGGAUGAGGAUGACGACAGUUCAUUGUAUACCAGCUCCCUGGCCAUGAAGGUGUGCAGGAAGGACUCCUUAGCCAUCAAGCUCAGCAACAGGCCCUCCAAGCGAGAGCUGGAAGAAAAGAACAUCCUUCCCCGGCAGACGGAUGAGGAGCGACUGGAGCUUCGACAGCAGAUCGGCAGCAAGCUCACCAGGCGACUGAGCCAGAGGCCGACUGCGGAGGAGCUGGAGCAGAGGAACAUUUUGAAACCUCGGAAUGAACAAGAGGAACAAGAGGAGAAGAGAGAGAUCAAGAGGAGGUUAACUCGAAAGCUCAGCCAGAGGCCCACAGUGGAGGAGCUUCGGGAACGGAAGAUCCUUAUCCGCUUCAGCGACUACGUGGAGGUGGCCGACGCUCAGGACUAUGACCGCAGGGCCGACAAGCCCUGGACCCGCCUCACCGCUGCCGACAAAGCUGCCAUUCGGAAGGAGCUCAACGAAUUUAAAAGCACUGAAAUGGAAGUUCACGAAUUGAGUAGACAUUUAACAAGGUUUCACCGACCUUAACAGUCGAAUUCCUCUUGAGUGCUAUGCUGUCUUCAAAACAUAAAUUUAUAAGAACCAUAAGUGCUGGUAUUUAUUCACUUCCCCAUUAUGAUGUAAAUCUUCUGAACUGCCUUUUUUUUAAAAGAAGAAGAAAAAGAAAAGGAAACACAGUCAGGAUUCUGUUUGCAAAAACACGAUGGUUACAGCUCUGUGGUCAGAGCUGCCGGCGCCACCGCGGAUAAGGGACCAUGCCCCGUCCCGGGGCACCGAAGACCUGCCCGCAUUCGGCGCGGCCAUGGGCCUCAGGCCAGCAGGUACCGUGUUCGCUGAGGCUCCCGCGAGCCUGUGCCGCCAAAGUGUCUGUCACUUGAGUCCAGAGAAUGCCAAGCCGGUGGAUCUGUCGUGGGACGACUAUGCAGAAGCAGGCGGUCCAGGGGUGGUGCCCGAUCAGGAGGCUGCUGAAGGAGUCCACACCACCCACACAGUGAACUAAGGGGAGAGCCCUUCCCCGGGGGAGCCUGUGGUCGCCGGGCUGUCCUCAGAGUGCGUGCGCUCCAGGUGCAGAGGCGGGCACGAGUGCCCGUCCUGUCCCCUCUGGCCGAGCCGGCUGCCCUCCAGGAAGCUCUGGUGUUGCAGGGGAAGGCUGUCGUUAGACAAGCCUGGAGUCAUGGGCGAUCUUACACAUGCCAGCAGCCUCUGCUGUCUUGGUGGCAUCAUGCGUGUGAGCGUACAGUCUCUGUGGAGGGCACCCAGGCUGGGAUGACCAACUGCGUGGCUGAUGUUCAUUCUCUCUGCGUUGUACCCCAGGGCUGGGGACCGGGUGGCCAGGCCCUUAACGGCCUCUGAGUCGAGGACCAGGCCAGGAUCCAUUCCUGAAGGGCUGGCUUCCCCCAGUGGCGUCCUCCACAGCAACCCAAGGCCCUUCCAGGCUGGCGUACCUGGAGGUGUUGGGGCAGAAGCCCCAGCAUUGGGGUAGACACCGGCCCCGCCCGCCGGGAGGUACCUGCUUCUCCAGGGAGCAUCCCUCGUCUCCGUCUGGAGACUGGUGAGGGUGACUGAGGUGGGAUCUCUGUCUGUCCUUCUCACCUGUGAUCACAGGAGAGUGGUGGGGGCCACUCCAGACCCUGACUGCUCUCCGCAGGGGCCGCCUGAGCUGCUUCUGGUUUCCUUCCCCUGGGGCCGUGGCCGCAAAGCUCCACCUGGCCUUCUGGCGAUCACCAUGGGUGAUCUUGGUCGUUCCACCAGCUCUCCCAGUGAUGGCUCGUGCCCCACCACACAGGCCCAGGCUUUAGGGUGAUGCCAGCUUGGCCUUCACAAAAAAAAAAAAAGGUAACCAGUCCCCACCCCAAGCUGCGUGGGAUCACGUUACCCUGGGGCUGCCCCGCCAUCACCACGGGUGAGGGUGGGCUCCUCCUCCGCUGGCGCUCAUGGCUCCCCGGGGCAGCAUCACCGUGCACCUGGUGGGGAGCUCGGGCAGUGUUCCAGGCGGUGCCCGCCAGCCAGUGCCAAGCUGGCGCACACUUUCCUCACAGCGCCUGGUGCCCAGCCCUGGUAAAACGCAUCACCCCCUUCCUUUCCCUCUUUGAAUGUUGAAUCCCGAUAGUUAACUGCCGUGGGUGGAGGUGUUGUUCAGGGAAAACGUGGCCAGGAUUUUAGCGUGGCUGUAAACACUGUCUUCCCGAAACUUACUGACAUUUGAAUGUGCAGAUGGUGUGAUGAAGGAUGCGGGGCUCUUCUGUGCAACUCCUCUGCGUGGGCAUGUGUUCCUGGCCGAGGUGCCCACCUUGGCUGGGGUCUGAGCCUGGGCUUCUAGUGGCGUGAUGGUCAGCCUCCGCCUGGCCCAGGAGUGAGUCCUAAGGGACCUCGUUCCACUGCCUGGACGCCUACCACACAGGCCAGGGGCUUCUCUGUGGGCCUGGGUUCCAGGCCUUUCAGAUUCUUGGGAACAUGAUGCCUCAAGUUCCUUGCAGCCCGCCUGCCAGGGGUCCCGGGUUCCCACCCAAAGUGCCCCAUUGUUGCAGCCACUUUGCACAUGGAAGAAACUGAACGCAGUUUCUGCUUCUCCUGCAGAGUAGCUUUUUCCGGAAGUAACUCCCUGCAACUUGAAGGGUGCCCUUCCCGUGUCACUGCCCCCGAGCUGGGCUCUCCCAAGCCCAUUGGAAGCGGCUUAGCAACCUCUGUAGGUCACAGGGUGGACCUCUGAUGUCUUUCCUUUCUUGAAAUCUUGAGGUGUUUACAGAAAUCUAUCCAAAUUUCCUUUUUGCCACAUUGUUAAAACACCUGAAAAAAAAUGUAUUUCUUUCCAAAAUGACAAUUUGAUAUGAGGGGGGUGGAAAAAAGGUAGGCUGGCUGGUUUACAGAGCACCUUUUUUUCUGAAAAAGCUACAAUUGGAGCUUUUUGUCAUUUGCAUUAGCACAAGAACAACCUGAGAUUUCUCAAAUCAAAACGUUUCCCUCUGAUCAAACACUGCCCGAGGUCCCCACCCCAUCCAGGACUGAGGAGACUGCCAUGGGCCUACCUGCUCCUUGGAAAUCGCUGACCUAUUCCUCCCCAAAGGCCCUCAAAGCUCUGUAAAACUUUAGCCUUUAUGUCAGAUUAGAGAAACCAAACGAUGUGACGGUGGAUGUGAUGAAAACCUCCGAGCUUAUUUUUCUCCUGCCUAUGAACAUGUAUUUAUACUUGCCGAAUGAAAACCGUGAUGUGCGCUUCAGUGAAUGGAAUUUCAGGCUCCCCCUGUGCACAGUCAGCGGGCGAAGGUCACCUUCAACGACUUUUUCUUCCCAUUUGUCUCUUGAUCCCCCAAAUGGUUGCUUUUCUCUGGUUGCUUCCCGGGUGUCUGUACAUAGUUUGUCUUUGUACCGGAGCGCGCUCCCGUGUUCUGCUUUAACAGACGACGGCUGUAUGAGGAAGACAAUGUAAAUAGAAUACAAAUUAAACUGGAGCUCUGUGGCCUAGGUUUUGUACAGACAGAAACUGCAUGGUAUUUAAAUUAUUGUUUGUCUCUGAUGAUGUAUGCAGUUUCUUUAAAAACAAACCAAAAAAAAAAGUCUU